Micropterus dolomieu (smallmouth bass) is the source of this 4443-nucleotide messenger RNA. Its product is annotated as protocadherin beta-8-like. Gene Ontology annotation, cellular component: plasma membrane. The transcript has 3 exons. Gene Ontology annotation, molecular function: calcium ion binding. The record is from RefSeq and is a predicted model, not a curated record. NCBI's taxonomy places the organism in Eukaryota, Metazoa, Chordata, Actinopteri, Centrarchiformes, Centrarchidae. Bases 1 to 2529 code for a protein of 842 amino acids. Gene Ontology annotation, biological process: homophilic cell-cell adhesion.
AUGGGACAUAAAGCGUCUUCCGUGCUCGGCCUAGUUGCCUUUUUGGGAGUAUUUCUUCUGGCGCUGCAAACCGUCUGCGGGGAUGUGGCGUAUUCCUUUCCAGAGGAAAUGAAACGCGGCUCAGUUAUUGGAAAUAUAUUGAAAGAUAUCGGAGUUGAGGUGGGCAAACUGACAGCUCGAAAGGCUCGGAUUGAUGCAGACGGGAACAACAAACGGUAUUGUGACAUUAAUCUGAGUACUGGAGAUAUCAUUGUUACCGACAGAAUUGACAGAGAGGGGCUUUGUGGCAAAAAGGCAUCUUGCCUUUUAAAACAGGAACUUGUCUUAGAAAACCCGUUGGAGCUGCACCGCAUUAGUGCCCACGUUCAAGACAUCAACGAUAAUUCACCACAGUUUAAAAAGAAUACUAUCAAAUUUGAAAUUAGCGAAUCAGCUUCUAAAGGAAGUCGGUAUCGUUUAGAUGAGGCCCACGAUGCAGAUAUUGGACAAAACGCUAUCCAGGGCUAUAGUAUCGAGGCAAAUGAAAACUUCAGAUUGAACGUUAUUGCAAAAAGCGGGGGAGGAAAAUACAGCGAGUUAGUUUUAGAGAAGGAGCUGGAUAGAGAACAACAACAGGAGCUAACGAUUGUGCUUGUGGCAACAGACGGAGGCACACCUCAGAGAUCAGGUACUGCAGUCAUUCACGUCACUGUGCUGGAUGCUAAUGAUAACGCCCCGGUGUUUAACCAGGCCAUUUACAAAGCCAGUCUUCCUGAAAACUCUCCUUUAGAUACUGUAGUGGUCGCAGUAAGUGCUUCUGAUGCAGACGAGGGCAUCAAUGGAGAGGUGACUUAUGAAUUUGAUCACAUUUCAGAUGAAAGUAACGUGUUUUCUCUUGAUCAGACAACUGGUGAAGUGAAAGUAAGUGGAUCAAUAGAUUAUGAAGAGUUGUCUGCCUACGAAAUGCAAAUUACAGCCAAGGAUGGUCUUGGAUUAGUAUCAUCCUCUACAUUAAUAAUUGAUAUCACAGAUGUCAAUGACAACGCCCCUCUUACCUUCAUUAAGUCACUGAAAAAUCCCAUACCAGAAAACACCCCACCUGGUACAGAGGUGGGCAUCGUUAACGUGCAGGACAGAGACUCUGAGAGUAACGGACAGGUCCGCUGCUCCAUUCAGCAAAACGCCCCCUUUAAGUUGGUUCCUUCUAUUAAAAACUAUUAUUCUCUGGUGACCACAGGACAACUGGACCGUGAACUAGUGUCUGAUUACAACAUUACAAUCACCGCCACUGACGAGGGCUCUCCACCUCUGUCCUCCUCUAAAACUGUUCAGUUAUCUGUAGCAGACAUCAACGACAACCCACCGGUGUUUGAGGAACAGUCCUACAGCGCAUAUGUGACUGAAAAUAACAAACCUGGCUCCACUUUAUGUUCCGUUAGUGCUCGAGACCCCGACUGGAGACAAAACGGUACAGUGAUUUAUUCUCUGUUACCCGGUGAGGUGAACGGUGCCCCGGUGUCCUCCUAUCUGUCUGUUAACGGAGACACGGGGGUGAUCCACGCUGUGAGGUCGUUUGAUUAUCCCUCUCUCUCUGCCACCUGCUCCAUGUAUUUACUUAUUUCUGAUAACUUGGCUGAGGUGCCAGAACUGAAGGACAUUUCUUAUGAUGAGAAGAACUCCAAGCUGACCUCAUACCUGAUCAUCGCGCUGGUGUCUGUGUCCACCUUUUUCCUGACCUUCAUUAUCAUCAUCCUGGGUGUGAGGUUUUGUCGCAGGAGAAAGCCCAGACUGUUGUUUGAUGGAGCAGUCGCCAUCCCCAGCGCUUAUCUCCCUCCUAAUUACGCAGAUGUUGACGGCACAGGAACUUUACGCAGCACUUACAAUUAUGACGCCUACCUGACAACGGGUUCUAGGACCAGUGACUUUAAGUUCGUGUCAUCUUACAAUGACAACACACUGCCUGCUGACCAGACUCUGAGGAAAAGUCCAACAGACUUUGCUGAGGUGUUUCAAGAUUCUAAUGAAGCUCUAGAGGUAGGCGCAUUGAAAGAUAACGGACAGCCCUCUCUCUCUGCCACCUGCUCCAUGUAUUUACUUAUUUCUGAUAACUUGGCUGAGGUGCCAGAACUGAAGGACAUUUCUUAUGAUGAGAAGAACUCCAAGCUGACGUCAUACCUGAUCAUCGCGCUGGUGUCUGUGUCCACCUUUUUCCUGACCUUCAUUAUCAUCAUCCUGGGUGUGAGGUUUUGUCGCAGGAGAAAGCCCAGACUGUUGUUUGAUGGAGCAGUCGCCAUCCCCAGCGCUUAUCUCCCUCCUAAUUACGCAGAUGUUGACGGCACAGGAACUUUACGCAGCACUUACAAUUAUGACGCCUACCUGACAACGGGUUCUAGGACCAGUGACUUUAAGUUCGUGUCAUCUUACAAUGACAACACACUGCCUGCUGACCAGACUCUGAGGAAAAGUCCGACUGACUUUGCUGAGGUAUUUGGUCAUUCAGAGGACUGUCCCGAGGUAGGCUCCAACAUAUUAUACUUUUGGAAAUCGUGAUUACGUACUCUUCUUCCCUUGUAUUUAAUUUCUCCACUACAACAAGUUAUUUUUUUAGUCAUUUGCUUCACUAUAUAUAUAUAUGGGAGAUCCUUAGAGACAUAUUGUGUGUCUUUAUUUUUGCAGUUUAGUACUGUAGUUCGCAACAGUUUUUAUGCACAAAGGAAAGUAGUACACGUAUCAUUAGUUUAGUUAUGCCGUUUCAACCAAAAGCCCUCACUUGUAGAAUCUGAUAUUUGAUGACUCCCAACACUUGAAUAGUAUCUUUGAGACAGAAAUUGCAUAAUAGUUCAGACCUCAGUGUAUGAUGACUGAAAUGGUGCUACCACACUUCAUAAUCAGUGGUAUUUGCUCACCUUGUGUUAAGUCUUGGCUGUUUCUUCAUUGACUUAUUGUGCUAACUUCGGAAUACCAACAGUUUCUUUUCACCGGCAAAUAUUUCCUUCAUCACAGCUAUUUUGAGCAAGCAGAACAGUUAUUUGCACAGUGGCUUUGGAAUGUGGUGGACACUGUUCUGUCAAGUGAUGCUCUCUGUGUUUGUGUCCAUACUGGCUGAGAAUGAAAUGUUUACUAUAGGAGCAUAGCUGAAUAGAAUAGUCAGUCCUUUCUUUUUGACAAUAGGACACAUAAUUUAUGUUUUCUAAUUAUUCCAGUGCUCAACUUUAACUAUAAAUCAUUAUGCUGCAGACAUAGUUAACCAUAACCAUGAGACUAACCAGCUUUUCGACUAUCAGUGUAUUUUUUUUGUCUGUAUCAUUGUCAGGCUUCCAACAAGUGGGGGUGAGGACGACCAUAGCCUGCUUUAAAGGCUUUGCCUUCACCGAUUGUCUCAUCUGAUGAUUGGGUGAACUUAAAGAAACGGCAGAAUGCUUUUAAAAAAACAUGAUCACAACAGAAACUUGGCAAAAAUGGUUGGAAAUCACAAUUUAGUUUAGACACUUGUGGAAGUUUACUUUUUUGUUUCUAAAUAACAUUGAGUCAUAUAAAAUAAGCUCAUGCCUUGGUGCUCAGUGAGGCACAGCAUGACUUUUAUUUAGAAAUGAAAAGUGUGGGUUGUUGAAUGGUGCCAGCACUGUCACAUUGUCUUAGUUUAGUACAGUCUUGUUGUAAACUUUGAAUUUACACCAGUAUGCUAUCUAUUUGGGAGAUUUUCAUCAACUAUCUAAACACAAUGUAAGUUUUCAUAGGAUUAUACACAUUUAUAAGCCUAAAUUGAGUAUGCUAAUGUUUUUUGUUGUGAUUUAAGAUUUUUAAAUAACAUGGUCAUCGAAAUCAUUUGUAUAUCCUUACGACAGUACAUUUCAACCCACUACAUUCUAAACAAGGGUUUUAGUUGUAAUUUUGAUGUUGGAUUUUUGAUGGUCUUAAAAAGUAUGUUUAAUUCAAACGUCAAUAUUAAUCAAUUAUCUUUCUUUCAUAUAUUGAAUAUGUGAGCACUUUAAACAAUAUUCCCACUGCACAAAUAUUGGGCCUUUCUUUCUAUUGUUCCCUUACAUUAGCUCUUCUGUCACUUCUUUUGACCAUACCUGUCAUUCUAAAUUGAGUCAUGCUGGUCCCUAAGUCUGCAAAAGAGAUUGUGGAUUCUUACCAAAUUUUGUACAUUGUGUGUCAUUGUUACUUAAUCCUACUCUGUUUAUUUUUCGUUUGUUGUGGGGUUUUCUGUUGCAUUUUUUUUUUUUUGCAGUUAAUCAGAGUGCCUGUGCACACAUUAUUUAAUCUUUGAACUAAGUUGUGAUGAAUUGGUCAUUUUUUUCAACAAAUAAUCAAAUAUAGCAAUGUGUAUAGUGGAGUACAGUGACUUUUGCAGUAUUAUAGUGAUGGUUGGUUUGUUUUACAGGCAGUUUCUGAAGAAUGCAGUACAGAAAAGAUAUUCAGUAGUCAAUAAAUAACACUGAAGCCUCAGAAAAUCAAUCA